CGAUAGAAAGAAAGGCUCUUACAGUGGGAGGAGACGGUUUCGGGGCUUGAGCGGAGUUAGUUCCGUGCGUCACGGUGUGAAUUGAAGCACAGGGACAUGGUCUGAAUGGCUGUUUUUAGUCACUGGAGGAGGUUAUCAUGCACCGAACACCAGAGCAAGGCAUGGCUGGGAGGCCUUUCCGGGCCACCUACAUCUGGAGCAGCAUCAUCUCCAACCUCCAGUCUCACGUGGAGGUCAAGCGGCGGCGCCACAACCUCAAGUCCUACCACGACUGCUUCCUGGGCUCGGAGGCCGUGGACGUGGUUCUGGCCCACAUCACCCUGAACCGCCUGUUCGGCGACGAGGCCGUGCCCCGGCACAAGGCCGUGCGCCUCUGCCAGGCGCUGAUGGACUCCAGGGUGUUCGAGCCCGUGGGCGUGCGGGCCAAGAAGCGGGCCGCGUUCGAGGACAGCGGCUGCAGCUUGUACCGGUUCCUGAGCAGCCCCUCGCCGGCGCUGGCCGGACCCAACUCCCACUCCACCACCACCAUCGAGAGCGGCUACGACUCGCCGAGCAUGAGCGAGGAGCGCACGAGGAAGAGCAAGAGUCCCACGCGGCGCCAGCGGCCGGAGGUGAAGAGCCCCGCCGCCCCCUCCCCCGUGAACAAAGACAGGUCCGUCGAGGACGUGCUGGAGAACCUCAACCUGAGCCUGUCCGUCACGCCGCAGAUGAUCAGCCUGGGCCUGUCGCAGGAGCUCGUGGACGAGGUGUGGCACCAGCAGGCGGUGUUCCGGCUGCUGCAGCUCAUAGAGCUGCCUCUGCUCGAGGACCUGUUAGAGGGCGGGGACACGUGUCGGCCUUCCCUGCGCGGACGGGACAGCGAUCCGGACCUGUUGUACACGUCCAGCUAUUUGGAUCGCGAGGUCCUCAAGGCCUUCAGCGAAGCACAAGCCGACGACUGGCUGUCGGCAGCGGUGGACUGUCUGGAGUUUCUGCCCGACGAGCUGGUGGUGGAGGCGAGUCGGGGUUUGGCCGGUUGUGCCGACGACCCGCUCCGGAGCAAGAGGCUGCUCUACGAGGUCCUGGUGCAGCACUACGGGCUCCCGCAGCGGCCGCCGCUGCUCAGCAACCGCGUCUUCGACGUCCACACCGGCAUCUCGGAGCUCCUCGUGAACGGAAAACACGAGCAGUCCCUGGAGGCGCUGCAGCUGAGCCUGAGGCUGCAGGACGCCCGCAGCCGGGAGGAGCUCCGCAGGCUGCUGAGGUUCAUGGCCGCGGCAGCCAGACCGCAGGAGGUGAAGCUGCACCGGGAGAUUGAGAACCGAAUGGCGUUGAAAAGGUCGUUCUCGAGCGCCAUCGUUUACAGCAGGAGGCUGUCCAAAGGGAAGGUGGACCUGAUGGUUCUGUUCAUGAUGGAGAAGCACUGUGAUCUGUUCAAAAUUCCUGUUACGCUGCAUAAGAUGGUCAGCGACAGAUUAAAGAAUAUUGUAAAAGGGAAAGAUCCUGACAUGAUAACAGGGUCAACAUACUGCACAAGAGUGAGUCCUCAGACAUACUCACAAAAUGCACAGACAACCACUAGAGAGGAACUUUGGGCCUUACUCAGGGCAGUGCACGAAAACCCCAAACUAUCCACCAAAGAAAAGAGGCGACUACUGGGACAGUUCUAUAAAGGCCACCCGCAAUUAUUUGUUCAGUACUUUGGAAAUAGAUUGAGCAGGAUCAAUAUGUUGCUACAGUAAUAUUUAUUUGGUAGAUGAGAACAAAUGUAAUGUGAUGUGUUGAAGAGUAAGAGCAUUUGUAGUUUAGAACUACUGGACUGAAGAAUGUGAAUUUGAAUAGUUGUUCCUUAAUAAUAAGCAAUAUUUAAUUAACUACUUAGACAUUGUCUGAGUGCAGGACACUAAGAUGAAAUGUCCUGAGACUGUUACUGAAUGAGAAGUUGAAGCGUCAUUCAUCCGUCAACAGUGUUAAAAAGAACAAUGUGUCUGUUCCUGUGGUUGCUCAUCAAGGAUGCACAGAGGAGCCGCAGUCCAAACGCAAAACGGAAAUUACGACCUGGAAAUUUGAAAUUCCGAUUUUGUGCGGCGGCAUCUCAUCCAUGAGAAUCAGCCCUCUGGGUUUUCGCUUGUUGCUACAAAUCAGCGAAGCAGAUGUUUUGUAGCGUUGUUAGCUCGUAGCCACGUUUUAGUGGCAUUUUCAAAGAUGUGUUUCUAAUCAGGUUUGUGUCCCUCUGAUCAUUGAGGAAAUUACUUGAGUAAAAACUAUGCACAUCUUGUCUAUAUUUGCUAGCUUUUAAUAAACUGCAACAAGUUUCUCA
Messenger RNA from Betta splendens (Siamese fighting fish), 2299 nucleotides. It is a transcript of the gene depdc7a, whose product is annotated as DEP domain containing 7, paralog a. Lineage: Eukaryota; Metazoa; Chordata; Actinopteri; Anabantiformes; Osphronemidae. The transcript has 9 exons. The coding region runs from base 138 to 1721 and encodes 527 amino acids. Gene Ontology annotation, biological process: intracellular signal transduction. The record is from RefSeq and is a predicted model, not a curated record.